CCAAUGAGGAGCAGCCGGGAACCAUAGAAACCUGAUAGAAACGAGCAGGUGUCCAGGUGCUGUCAGCUGUCUGUCCUGCUGUCUGUCCUGCUGUCCUCAUGGUCCGGGUCUCCCGUCCCCCCGGAGCAGCGAGGUGUCGCCUCCUCCUGCCCGUCCUGGUGCUGCUGCUCUGCGGUCACAUCGCCGGUGUCGCCGGACACAAGUCUGGAAGUGCCUUAACUGUGGUGAACACUGACGGAGCAGUGGGAGGUGAUGAAGAGGAGGAGGAGGUGACGGUUGGUGAUGAAGAGGAGGAGGUGACAGUUGGUGCUGAUGAAGAUUUAGAUGUUGUCCAACCAACGGAGCACUGGCAGACACUCAAACCAGGUCAGGCCGUGCCGGCUGGUUCUCACGUGAGGCUGAACCUGCAGACGGGGCAGAGGGAGGUGAAGCUGGGGGAGGAGCAGCUCAAGUACCGGACCCCGGAGCACAGGGAGGAGGAGCAGGAGGAGGAGAGCAGGCCCAGCUUCAGUCCUGACGAGCUGAAGCGGGCCAUGAAGAGGAUGAAGGAGGACCUGGACCCGGACCCGGCAGACCCAGACCCAAACCCAGACCACCAGGACUCUGCAGCGUCCAGAUUCCGGCCCCUGGAGGAGCUGAAACAGGACAUGGCUGAGCUGGACCUGCUGGUGGAGACGGAUGUUCAGAUAAUGGGGCGCUUGUUGGAGCAGCUGAACAGCAGCGCGGCCACCACGGAGCAGAGACUGAGCCUCCUGCUGGAGCUGGAGUACCUGGUGCACCAGGUGGAUAACGCCCAGACGCUGUGCUCCAUGGGGGGUCUGGACCUCAUCCUGGGGGGGCUGAACAGCUCUGACUUCAGACUGCAGGAGAGCUCCGCCUUCGUCCUGGGCUCUGCCCUGUCCAGUAACCCGGCGGUGCAGGUGAAGGCUGUGGAGAGCGGAGCUCUGCAGACGCUGCUGACCACGCUGGUCACUGCUCAGCCGCUGCACGUCAAGAAGAAGGUCCUGUUCGCGCUGGCCGCGCUGCUGCGCCAGUUCCCGUACGCCCAGCAGCACUUCGUCUCCCACGGGGGGCUGCAGGUGCUGGCAGAGCUGUUCCAGCAGGACGGGGGGGGGAUCCUGAGGACCAGGAUCGUCACCAUGCUGUACGACCUCAUCACUGAGAAGGAGCUGAUGUUCCAGGCGGGUCUGGACCCGGUCACUGACCCGGCCCACGAGGAGCGGCGGCGCCAGUACUCCCGCGUGUCCCUGCAGGGGGAGCUGGGGGAGAAGGGCUGGUGCAGCCUGGUGCCCCAGCUGCUGCAGAGCAGCGAGCACGACCACCGGGAGAAGGCUCUGCGGGCUCUGAUAGCCAUGGCCCCCGCCUGCUCGGACCAGUACCGGCUGCAGCCGUGGCUGCUGGACUCUCUGCUGGCCCUCCGGCUGCAGUACCAGGACCUGGUCCACUCAGAGAUGAUCCUGGGGGAGGAGAACAGCUACUUCUCAGAGAUCGUAGAGCUGAUAGACACGCUGCACGUCAAGCUGAGGUGACCGGAGCUACGGGGGACCCGGAUAGUUUCCGUCAGCGGCGGUGCCGAGGCGACUGCUCCGUCUGAGGGGAAGGGCUGCUGCCCAGCUCACGGCUGCUGCCCAGCUCACGGCUGCACACACAGACUCGGCCGCCCACCCAGUCACACGCAGGAGCUGAGCACCGUCCGGGGUCGAGGGCUGGGAGCUGGACUGUAACUUCUGUACUUGGGGAGUUUUUAAAAAGAAACUGCAGCAGGUGAAGCUGCGUGUGUGUUUGUGAUACAGUGUUGUGUUGUGAAUCAGAUGAAUAUAUGACUUGCAUGUGGACCUGUAGCGUUGUUGCCUUCAUUUCAGCAGGUACUGUAUGGAUUUGCGUUGUGCAUCGUGUUCUGCAUUCUGAUUGGCUAAACAGUUUCCCCGCUUCUUCACUUCCUGUGUCAAUAACGUUGGUUGCUUAGCAACAAGCUGAGAACGACCAAUGAGCUUCAGCAGCAGCUCAAGAACGGGACACGUUGAUGAAUCGUUCAUUACAGUCUCAGAUAUAAUCCAUGGUAGCAUGUCGGUUUAGAAGAAUCUUUUUGUCCAGAAGAAAAUAGAGCGACAACAACGACUCAUAACUAUUUUCUUCUCUGGAAAAAAACCCACCUGCACCGCGGCUUUAGGAGAAAAAGACACUACAGAGUCGGGAUGCAGCGGCUCAGAAGAGCAGUGGAAUACGUGCGAGGCGGUGCUGAUCUCCGCAAUUUGAACCUUCUAUAAUAAUUGUAAAAAGAAUUUCACUUAUCACGGGUUCUUUUUGGAACGUAACCCCUGCAAAAAACCAGGGAUUACUGUAAUGACAAUAUCUCCACGUUGAGAAACUCUCCUUCUCUUGGCUCAUGACCGUCAUGUUUUUGAAUGAACACACUACGUUUCCUCUGGUCUCCACGUGCGGGGAAAAAAGCUUCACUGGAGCCAGAAAUAACGGAGUAACGCACUGUUUAGUAACGGUAAUUGAGUUACUGAAUUUAAAAAGUAAUGCGUUAGAGUAUUAGUUACCGCAAAACUAACGGCGUUACUGUAACGCAUUACUCAAUAACGCGUUAGUUCCAACACUGGUUAUGAAGGACCUGCUGUUCUGGGCUGGCAUCAGUCUCAGCUAGAAAAGGCUGCAUUUCCUUUUGAAAAUGCAGGUUGUUUAGAGAUCUCUGUGAGCCAUGAAGAAGCCUCAGCUCCUAUUUCAGCAUGAAGAGCUACUAGCUACGGGCCGGGCUCCUCCAUGAACGUGACUGAAGCAGCGUCUGUUUGCAGCUGCAACGAGUUACCCACCAAUGUUCUGAGCCCCAGAGGAGCCGAACCAGGGACCCUGCAGGCCUCGACGUGAACGCCUUUGGACCGACCUGGAGCUGAAGGAGGAGCAGCUGCAGUACCCAUGAUGCACCACUCAGCUUGGUGUAAAAGGGGUAUCAUCCACACGGAGAGGAGGAGAGCAGGAGAGAGAGAGAUGCUCUUUACCAGGAUCACCUGAUCAACCACCCAGCUGUUCACCAAGAAACGCUGACCGGCCAGACCAAACCACCUUUUUCUUCAACUAGAAAGAUCCACGGCUGUUUUGUGUCUGGGCAGAGAAACAUCGUUAACACAUUUAACUAGUUUAGCUUUACGUUGUGAGCCGUACCGCUGAUCCCUUCACAACUGGGUUUAUUAGUUUAAGUGUGUUUGUUUAUUUUAUCGUUUGUCAAUUUUUUAAAGUAACCAUUAAGAUCCCCAACUGGGGCUCAGUUUAUCCAAAUAACGCCAGUUAAGAAAUUUGCUGGGAUGUUUUCGGGGAUCAGAAGAGCCGCCGGCCCCGGGGAGCAGCAGCAGCUCACGGCCGGGGGGAGAGGCGUGAUCGCUGGAUCAACCUACGCCGUCGUCCCGGGGAGAAAGUGAUCCAAUGAACUGACCUGCAGCUCUGUGAAUAAUUGUCGCUGGCUGAAAUAAAUCAUUUAGGAAGAUAAAUGUUGGUUUAAUAGAUGAAAUCUAACAGUUGUAGCUGCCACAUUAGUUUGUCUGAAUAUAAAGUGAAGCUUCAUGUUUUUACUGGAGCCCCAGAAGCAGCUGCUGCUGCUCUGUCUGUACGUCAGAGCCG
Messenger RNA from Cololabis saira (Pacific saury), 3618 nucleotides. Its product is annotated as nucleotide exchange factor SIL1-like. The record is from RefSeq and is a predicted model, not a curated record. NCBI's taxonomy places the organism in Eukaryota, Metazoa, Chordata, Actinopteri, Beloniformes, Belonidae. The coding region runs from base 99 to 1529 and encodes 476 amino acids. The transcript has 11 exons.